Messenger RNA from Tachyglossus aculeatus (Australian echidna), 1816 nucleotides. RefSeq names its product Kruppel like factor 2 (gene KLF2). Lineage: Eukaryota; Metazoa; Chordata; Mammalia; Monotremata; Tachyglossidae. Gene Ontology annotation, molecular function: RNA polymerase II cis-regulatory region sequence-specific DNA binding; DNA-binding transcription factor activity, RNA polymerase II-specific. The transcript is spliced from 3 exons. The record is from RefSeq and is a predicted model, not a curated record. Gene Ontology annotation, biological process: regulation of transcription by RNA polymerase II. Bases 181 to 1257 code for a protein of 358 amino acids.
GCGCCCUUCUAUAAGGCUCCGCCGGGCCGGUCCCGCGCCUCAUCGUCCUGUCAGUGCUGCCUGCCUCAGCCGCUCUGUUAAUCGAGUCAAUCCCCUCCCAAACACUGCCAUCCUCUCCUCCUCCUCCUCCUCUUCUUCCUCCGUUCCCCCCCCCGCUCCGCUCGCCCGGCCAGCCCGGCCAUGGCGCUGAGCGAGCCCAUCCUGCCGUCCUUCGCCACCUUCGCCAGCCCGUGCCGGGAGCGCGGCUUCCAGGAGCGGUGGCCCCGCGGAGAGCCGGAGCCUAGCGGCACUGACGAAGACCUGAACAGUGUCCUGGACUUCAUCCUGUCCAUGGGGCUGGACGGGCUGGGCUCGGACUGUGCCUCGGCCGCCCCCGCCGAGACCCCCGCCACCUUCUACCCGCCGCCGCCGCCGCCGCCGCCGCCGCCGGCGGGCUGCUACCCGGAGCCCGGCCCGCCCCCGCCCGCUUACGGGACGGGCCUGAUGUCCGAGCUGCUGCGGCCGGAGCUGGAGCCGCCGCCGCCGCCGCCGCCGGCCCUGCACGGCCGCUUCGUCCUGGCCCCGUCGCCUUUCGGGCCCUUCGCCGACGGCAUCAAGCCGGAGCCGGACUCGGACAGCGCUUUUGGGGCGGCGCUGGGCCGGGGCCCGCGGGCCGUGAAGCGGGAGGGCAGCGCUUCCUGCAUGCUGGGCUACGAGGCCGGCCCGGGCCCCGACACCCCGCCGCUGAGCCCCGACGGCCGGACCCCGCUGCCCGACGGACACGCGCGCCUGACCGGCCCGCGGCCCUUCGCGGGCCCCGCCGCCUUCGGGCCCGCCGGCUUCGCCGCACCCCCGCCGCCGCCGCUGCACUACCCCGGCCCUUUCGGCCUCUUCGAGGACGGCCUGGCCCUGGCUCCCCCCGCCCCGCGCGGCCUGCUCACGCCUCCUGCCUCCCCCCUGGAGCUGCUGGAGGCCAAGCCCAAGCGCGGCCGCCGCUCCUGGCCCCGCAAGAGGACGGCCACCCACACGUGCAGCUACGCCGGUUGUGGCAAGACCUACACCAAGAGUUCGCAUCUCAAGGCCCAUCUGAGGACGCACACCGGCGAGAAGCCCUACCACUGCAACUGGGACGGCUGUGGCUGGAAGUUUGCCCGCUCGGACGAGCUGACCCGGCACUACCGCAAACACACGGGCCACCGGCCCUUCCAGUGCCACAUGUGCGACCGAGCCUUUUCCCGUUCCGAUCACCUGGCGCUGCACAUGAAGCGACAUAUGUAGUCGGGGUCUCGUCCCGGCGAUGCCUGUAGCUGGUACUACCGGGCAAAGCCUCCGGCCGGGGACUGCCAACCUCCCUCCCAGAAUGUGACUGGUAUUUAUUGGGUUGCCGUAAAGGGCUAGAGUCCAGCGGGACUGUACUUGUACAUAGCGUAUCUCCCCUCAUCCGCCCCGGACCACCGAUUAAUUAAGACAAGGUUUGUACGUGGAAACCGCCUGACGCUGCCCCCGGAUGGGACUGAGUGAAUGUCGGACCGAUCUCAGAUGGAAGGCAUGGUUUGAGAAGACUCCCUGUGCUUGACUAGUUUUGUUUUCAAAAUGGUGCAAUAAUAUUCUUGUCGUGUUCCCUCAACCAUGGACUACACUAGUAUGGGGCUUGAUGCCUUGUAAGAAAAUGCAGCCUUAAUUCUACUGCCUAAAAUGUUUUAUAUAGUGUAAAUAAUUUUGACAAAUAUUGUUAAUGUAAAUAGCAAAGACCAAUGGGUAUUUUGCCUGUUUCUGUUUUCUAUGGAAAAAAAACCAAAUGUUUUUUUAAUAAACAAAUGUUUUUUGCACUCUUUUA